AUCUCAUCCUUGCUGUGCCAUUGCUCCAAUAUACUGCUGCUGGUGACAUUAAUAUUUUAGGCUGGUUGUUUUGGGGUUUGUUUGUUUUUGAUUGCUCCAGGCAUGUCUUGAUAUAGCAGAAAAGGAACUGUCAUUUUAAUACAUUUUCAACGGAUGUCUUUGACUUUAAAGAUCACAUUUGAUGUUUGAGACUUCUUUGUGUGUAUGUAUGUGUGGGAAAUUCACAUGAUCUCAGUUUGAAGGAGGAAGAACUGAAAGAAAGGAGCAAUUGUAUUGGUUUUUCUUCUUGCUGGGUCAUCCCUCCUAGAUGGUAGUGUUGGGGUCUUUUGAACACAUUGUCAAGUACGUACUCAACCAGGGGUUUGAUUCAUUUUUCUGUGGUUUUGUUUUUGCCGUGAUCAGAGUGCAGAAAUAACCACUCUUCUCCAGCUUUGCUGGUUUGCAACAGAAAUAUGCUCUUGAAGGAGUACCGGAUCUGUAUGCCUUUGACAGUUGAAGAGCUUUAUUCCCCUGGUGCUGCCAUAUAACAUGAACUGCUGUGCCCAAAGGACAACCUUAAAAUGAGGCAACUGGUUGUCGGCCACUAAUGAGGAAGCAGUUAGCCUGAGUAGAAUAUUGAACAGUACAGAAUUGGACAGCUGUACAUGAUCAGUAAGCAUAGCCAUGAGCAGAGUGACCGAGGAGAGGGUGUGGAAGUUGUGCAGAAUGAACCCUAUGAAGAUCCAAAUCAUGGCAAUGGUCAGCUAACAGAAAAACGGGUCUAUCUCAACAGCAAGCUACCUAGCUGGGCCAGAGCAGUUGUUCCCAAAAUAUUUUACAUUACAGAGAAGGCUUGGAAUUAUUACCCAUAUACAAUCACAGAAUACACAUGCUCAUUUUUGCCUAAAUUCUCCAUUCAUAUAGAAACAAAAUAUGAGGAUAACAAAGGAAGCAAUGACAAUAUUUUUGACAACGAAGCCAAAGAUCUUGAGCGAGAAGUCUGCUUUAUUGAUAUUGCCUGUGACGAAAUCCCUGAGCGCUAUUACAAAGAAUCGGAGGAUCCUAAACAUUUCAAGUCAGAGAAGACGGGGCGAGGCCUAUUAAAAGAAGGCUGGAGGGAGACACACCAGCCGAUCAUGUGCUCCUACAAACUGGUGACUGUGAAAUUUGAAGUCUGGGGACUUCAAACUAGAGUAGAACAAUUUGUACAUAAGGUGGUUAGAGAUAUAUUAAUGAUUGGACACCGACAGGCUUUUGCAUGGGUUGAUGAGUGGUAUGACAUGACGAUGGAUGAAGUCCGAGAAUUUGAACGUGCAACUCAGGAAGCCACCAAUGAGAAAAUUGGGAUUUUCCCACCUGCAAUAUCUAUCUCUAAUAUUUCCCUUCCUUCGUCAACCCGUAGUGCUCCUUCUAGUGCUCCAUCCACUCCUCUAUCCUCAGAUGCUCCUGAAUUCCUAUUAGUUCCCAAAGACCGACCUCGGAAAAAAUCUGCUCCAGAAACCCUCACGCUUCCAGACCCAGAGAAAAAAGCACUUUAAAUUUAACCUAGCAUGUUUCCUUCUGACAAGCCAUGUCUGCCAGAACAAGAGUAAUUUAACAUUUACAAAGCUCAGUGUGGUUGGUUGUUUGGAUUUUUUUAAACGAUUUUACUGAUCUAGAAAGAUGAUUUCUUUACUCAGACUCGUUCCUUAAAACCCUUAAAUAAGUGCAUGUGAGAGAACAUAGUUCAUAUACUCUGAUUCCCAAAGUAAAGCUCAAAGCCAUAUAGCACAUGCUAUUAAUGUGAAAUUAAAAAGUCUGAGAAUAGCCUGCAAUUGUGAUUGGAAAUGCUGAAGGUAUUUAAUAAAGCUGGCAAGGAUUUCUGAAGGGAACUAGUGUCAAUUUAGGUGCAGGGUUACGUUAAAAAGGUAAAAAUCCAAUUUUCUCCUAUUAUAUCAGAAUUUCUAAAAAUUUUCUACUCAGGCUUAUCAUGUCUAAUCAUAAACCUUUGAACUGCUACUUAUUCAUACUUGAACACCAACAGCAAUUAUUCAAAUUCAGAUGUUGCUUAAUAUGACUCAGGAUUUGGGGCCUAGCUAACACAAACUUUAAACUUUUUAAAAUUAAAUAACCAAUGCACCAAGGCUCCAUUUGUAAUUAAUAAUACUGACUUUAAGGCCAUUGAACUAUUUAUACCUUGCACAGAAUUUAUAUCCAUUUCUUGUUUAUAUUGUAUUUUACUAGUUCUCCCCAGUCCUCUUGUGAUAUCUCAAGUAUGUGCUGGUAUUUACAACCCCUGCUCCAGGUAUAAAAAAGACGGAAACACAAGCAGCUAAAUAGUUUAAAGAGUCCAAAUAAUGCAAGGGUCUUCUCCCAAUGAAGCUGUCAUCAUAGCAUUCCUGUCAUUCAUUUAAGUCCUCUGAACUCCUCGCUAAUUACAAUGAAACCAGCUUUCAGGGUCUGAUACAAAUCCCAUUGAAGCCAGUGGGAAGACUUCCAUUGCCUUCAGUGGGCUUUGGCUCAAACCCUAAAUAACCACUCAAGGGAUUGUAAAAAAAUCUGGAGCUCAAUGAGGGAGGUCUUCUACUAAAGGUGGGGAAGAAUGGUACUUAGUACCUUCGGGGAUACUUUAGGACAGUCUCUUAAGACAGAUGGGUGCCUAAUAAGGGUAGCCUCCUGUACAGAUUUCACUGUACUAAUUAGUGCUGAAUGUAUAUUAUGCUAUGGUGUUUUACCAGAUGCAGAAGAGUUGUUGUUUGAGCAUGGAUAGUGAAUAACUAGGCCAUGAUGCUUUGGAACAGCACCUGGGAAUAAAGAUUCUGAAAAGAAACAUUUUUUAUAUGUCCACCAUUGGAAAGUUCUUUAAAGAUCUUCAGCCACAACUUUGCUCUGCCCUGAUGUGUUACAUAUUCAGAUUCAAUUUCAGAUCCCAGUCUAGGUUUCUUGCUUCAUGGGCUAACGGGAUAAUAAUGUUGUAGAGGCAGCAUAUUCAGCCCUCAAACAAAAAAAAGUAAUUCAACAGUGGCCACUUUAGCCAAUUAAGGAGCAGAUUUGAUGAGUUCCAUCCUGUCCUCACUGGACAGAAGAAUUGUGAUUGUGAUAGGAGACCUCAUAGGUGAUGAGGGGGGAAAUAUGGGGAUCUUCUGGGCUUCCUGAGGGAGAAAGAGGACUUACCCUUACUUUAUCCCUGUCCUUUCAUGCUAAUGCAGUCUCCAGUAGCAGGAAACAGAUCUCAGACUUUGCCACUGAUCUCUAAAAGGGGAGAGGAAUGAAAGACAUGACUUACCAAAAAUAAAGGGGUCAUCUGACAACUCAGUAAUAUGUAAUGUAACAUGUGGGAAAGGGGAGUAACAUCCCUGGCCUGUUAGUGAAAUCAUCCUUCAGUCUCAGGAAUAAAAAUCAGAAAAGAGAUUUUCUCCCCAAGCCAGGAGUAAAAAAUAUAGGGAAAUAAGGAGCCACUUCCUUUCUAAAAUUCAGCCUUAUGGAGAAACCUUUCCUAUUGACGUCCAGUCACAGGGCUCAUUGUUGACUUUCAUAUAAUGGGUUUAGUCCUCUGCAAUGCUACCAUUGUGUUUAGUCCCCUGUGAUGCUAUUUAACUAUGUCAGCAUCUACCAUCCUUGUUGUUGUAGUAGACUUUAAAUAAGUCAUUGUGAAUGCCCAGUGAAAGGUGGAUAUUAUCUGAAUCACAUAUUCAUAUUGAGAUGGUAUCUUGUACUGUCAGUUAUAACAAGCAUGGUGAAGCAGAGAGACAGACCUCACGGAGUUAAAGUAUCACUGAAUGAUGAAGAAUCAGUUUGUGGAUAGAAUUCCCCGGUGGCAGGAUAUGUUUGUACCAUCUUCCCAGCAUGGUAGCAUGAUUUUUGCUUGUGGAAAAGUUUAACUGACUUAAACCUUUUGACCUUUCGAAUAGCUCCAUGUCCAGUAGUAGAUGCUAAGGUGAAUGUCUGAUUUUGAUGGGCUAGUUUUAGUAAUGGGAGAGGGAGGGGAAGAGUUCCACUGUCAGAUGACACUGAAAAUGUGUGUGUAUUUGAAAGUUAAAAGCCCAUGGCUAAAUAAAAUCCAGUAGCUCUUUGUAGGUUAGCCUAUGGUAUGACUUCAUCCAUUAUCUCAUAUAUUGUCCAUGUUCUGCUUUCCUUUCCUCUCAAGGCCAGCAAUUCCAUGUGCUUAGUAAAUUAACUGGUGAUUAAUAUUUGUGAUUUUUUUUUAGCCAGUGUAAUGCCACAGGUAUCAAAUGCUAAAGUACCCUACAUCAACUUAUGACUUUAACAGAUGUGUGUACUAAUUUAGUAUUCAUAAUUUCUGCAUGUAUACAAAUAAAUGUUGAUAUUCUUUUAUUUGCUUCUGAAUGUUUAACACUGAUCAUUAGGACAAAACAUACAUAGCUUUACUCAUUUGUUUAUUUUUUUUAAGUAUCAAACUUCCUAUCCUGUGUGAUAAGAUUAUUAUCAUAUGUAGGUAUGGGGAUCAGGCAUGUAUGAACAUUAUUAACAUAUCUUAAGAGGAUUCAAAUUAAUUAGCUGUCUGGUGGAUAUUUAGGAAAGAGAAAAGAAUUGACUGAGCAUGCGGUGGAAAAAUAAUGAAUCUUUAAUGCUAUGCCUCUGCAUGCAAUUCUAUAACUCUGGGCUCCAUUCACGAGUACUGUAUUACAGAAGUAUAACGUUUACUGAAUAGACAACUACAAUUUUUCUAAUUCACUGCUAGCCAAAAUGGGAAUCAGUACAAUCCAUAUCUGCCUUCAAUGUGGGUGCUAAUGGUGGCAAAUAAAAAGAUCCAUAGAGUGUCACUGCUUUGGAUAAGAAAGAACUAUAGGUUACAUCAUGGUUUCCACAGGUUACACAAGCAUCCUAUGCUGUGUUCUGCUCUGUUUUACCCCAGUGUUUCUACCAUUAAAUAUGCUCUCAAAAAUAAUUUUUCAAUGUCAUUUCAUUUUCUUUUUGUUGUGGCAGGAUAUCUGUUUCUACAAUGUUCCUUACACACAUACACAAAAAUAAAAUUUAAAAAAAAAGCAAUCUAGAAUAUUUUUCUGACAACAUGUUUUGAGAAAAUGUUUUGUUUAUUUUCGUUGCUUACUUGUGAAUGAAUUUUGUAAAAAUACCUGCUGUAUCAUUUUCAGACAUGUUUGUGGGAGGGGAAGGAAGUAGAGUAUUUUGCACAUGUUGAUUUCUUUUGUAAAAAAAAUUGUACUAGGCACAUCUUUAAAGUAUGAUGCAGCACAGCAAAACUGAAGUUACUUAAUAAUUCUGUAGCCUUCUUAUUCCCUGCUGCCAUGACUGGAGAAUUAAAUAAUACAACCAUAGUGAGGCUCCACAAAAAAAUUAUCACCAAGAAGAG
Dermochelys coriacea (leatherback sea turtle) is the source of this 5290-nucleotide messenger RNA. RefSeq names its product phosphatidylinositol transfer protein cytoplasmic 1 (gene PITPNC1). The transcript has 10 exons. Gene Ontology annotation, molecular function: phosphatidylinositol binding; phosphatidylinositol transfer activity. Gene Ontology annotation, biological process: phospholipid transport. Gene Ontology annotation, cellular component: cytoplasm. The record is from RefSeq and is a predicted model, not a curated record. The coding region runs from base 645 to 1517 and encodes 290 amino acids. Lineage: Eukaryota; Metazoa; Chordata; Testudines; Dermochelyidae.